This is a messenger RNA of Periconia digitata, 2531 nucleotides long. Lineage: Eukaryota; Fungi; Ascomycota; Dothideomycetes; Pleosporales; Periconiaceae. The record is from the annotation of a GenBank genome assembly.
CAUCAUCCCUAUCAUCCCCAUCAUCUCAUCAUCACUUCUUCCCCUCAUUGCGCUCAUCCUCCCGAAGACUCUGCCAAUGUAGCAAAUUCUGAUGCUCCACUACCUUCACUUCCAUCAACAAAAAUCUUAAACUUUCUCUGCGCAUCCUUGCUUUUUCAGUUCAAUGGUUCCCGGCACGGUUUCCUCCCAUACAGGCAGUGCAUUUAACAAGUGUCUUAAUACACAACACAUGGGUGUAUUCGCUUCUCAGCAGUGGAUCACGUCGCUCCGAAAAGAAAAAACCAAAAAAAAAAAAAAAAAAAGAAGGCAUGGGCUGGCCGACAAGCUGUCGUCGUAUGAUGGAUUGAAUGUGUAUAUUAUAUGGGGGCAAGGGCAGGUGUCGUUGAACAAGUCCCCAGUCAGAGUACGUCGAGAGGCUGUUGGGUUAUAGCGAGUGCAUCUAAAUUUUAUCAUGUCUUCUACAUUCAUCUGCCGGAUAGGAAGCUUCUAAAGAAGGCAAACCCUGUCAAAGUCGGACAAGUCUUGAGGUGGUCGCUAUCUUAUUAAACCUCUACAUGUUGUUGUAUUGAAUCCCACGUGUGCAUUAUUGAUGGAAAUGACUCAUACGACACACGAGUCCCUAGUUUCCAACCCAACUCAAAACUAGUCUUGCUUUUACCUUGCAUCCUAAGCACCAUAUCAUAUAUAGUUUUCUUCCCUUUGAAGCAAUUUGAGGGUUCGCCAUCAUAUUAAGUACUCAGCGUGACAUUUCUCCACACCACAUACCAUCAGGUUUGUAUCCAAGCCUCUGAGGUUUGAACAGGGUCAGGCAGGCAACGUACAAUAGGCAUCUCUUUGAAAUCAGCGAAAUACGAGAGUAGCGCAUGCAUAUCAUUCUUUAUUCAUGAAGUGAUGACCGCAAGAAACUUUCCAAUUGAUCGCUAUUCCGACAUCGGGUGCGUGUCCGAGGCUCUCAUUGGUUCCAUAGAAGAAGCUUCAUCAUCCAGCAGUGGCAGCAGCGAGUCACUGUUCGAAUCAUCGGUGCAUGCGCGCAUUCGCUUUAAAUUACAACACCAUGAUCCCCCCUCCGCUAUCGCUUCCCGUUUACCGCUUGGAAGACCCGCUUCCUGUGUGGCAGCAGGUGUUAUUCUUUGCCCUCGUAUCAGUGUUUAGCAUCCCUGUUCUCUCUCCGUGACGCUAUGCACGCCCAUCACACACGAGGAAGAAGCCAAAAAAGAAAAGUCAAAGUAAAGACAGAAAUAAAAGCAAAUCAAUGGAUACAGAACCGCGCAUGACGCGAGGUACAUGGUUAUUUUAAUUAAUGCCGGACUUGGAUGGCGGCGGACAUGCCCGCUUAUCUUGCACAUCAUCUUUGCUUUUUCUUUUGUUCUUUUUUUCUUCUUCUUCUUCUUCUUCUUUCUUUCUUAAACUCCUUACGGGCUUGGAAAUCGCGAUAAGGUGUCCAAUGCCAGAUUACCGUGCGAUCGGUAGAAAUCCGUGAGGAUAUCAGUCUACGUACUGGUGGGUAUUGUUGACGAGCCAGGAUUACCUUUUUUUUUUUUCUCUCCAAUCACGAUUUCUCCCUCCCCUACCCCAAUCGUUUAAUUCCCGAAUCUCCAUCCCAGCAGCUCAAAACCAAUUCCGUGUAUCGUGCCGACCCGACCCGAGCUUAUGUCCGUCUACAGGGGAUCCAUCGUAUCGCAUGGCGUCAUGUCACCCAGCGUCAUGCCAUGCCAUGAUAGAUAUGUCGUGUAACGCUACCAAGUCAAACCUGAUAACAAGGAGAAUUAGGCAAAUAAGAAAACCGUAGAAGAAGUGGGCGCCUGCAUGGAUGAAAAACGACAAAUACUGCUGGAGAGACGAGAACAGAGAAGACAAUUUGGUCGUCAUAGAUAAAGAAGAUGCCAGGGUUCCGGGCAUUUUGUACCACCUUCCCUGCUUGCUUUGGGCUCUUAUCCGCGUUCUCGAUCCCUUUGACGCACGCGCACAUGUAUUCGGAUGUUCUUGCAUCUGUCGUGCAUGUGCAUGACAUGUAUACAUGCCAUGAUGCAUGCGCGAUUUUGCCAUGGCCAUUUGUAUAGAUAUGAGUGACUAGCGGGUACGGACAUGCAUGUUAUGUACAUGGCAUGGCGCUCUUCUCCGACCAAUUGAAGGCGAAUGUGCAUGGAAUAAUUGCGGGAGAUUAGCACAGCUCACAAGACACCAGCCGAGUGGCGUACGUAUUAGAUGCAGUCACAGAUCUGAUCCAGAUCCAGAUCAGGUCCAAGCCCGCAUCCCCGCACGUAUCAGCAGUUGCUCAAAACCCGACAUCGCGGAUCCAUUGCCGUGGCACAAAUCUCGAGAAAAGCGCCGUAGACGCUCGAAUCAGAGUCCAUCUUUUCCAUCCCAUCUAUGGUUCGGCUUUUCUGUUUCGUCACGCAGAUCUUCGAAGUGUAGAGCUAAGUCCUGGUCAUCACGGUAAGGCUUACGCCACUUGGGACAUUCUCAUCUUAAUCACUUGUCAUUGGGAACCUGAUCUCCAGAAGAUUCUUCAAUUUCAUCCAUUUCUGUUU